AUGACAACUUCGGUUAAACGUAAGAAAGUGACUGAAACAAUGGAACAAAAACUCCAAGCUUUAUUUCGUAUUGAUGCUGGUGAAUCAUUAACAAAAAUCGCACAAGAGUUAGGAGUGGCCUCAAAACUAGAUUCUGUAGCCAAAGGAUAUAAAGUGAAAAAAGAACGAGUAACUUUACUUCCUUGCAGUAACGCUUCUGGUGAUUUAAAAUUUCCACUUUUGGUGAUCGGAAAAUCAGUUAAGCCUAGAGCUUUCAAAAACGUUAAUAUGAGUGCACUUCCAGCUCAAUACACUUCACAAAAAUCUGCUUGGAUGAACGGAAACAUUUUUAAAAAUUGGUUUUUUGAAACAUUUGUGCCUACAACAAAGACAUUUUUGAAACAGAAAAAACUUCCAAAAAAAGCUGUAUUGUUUAUAGAUAAUGCUCCGUGUCACCCUAGUGAAAGUGAAUUACGAGAUGGUGAAAUUUAUGUGAAAUUUUUGCCACCUAACGUGACGUCAUUGAUACAACCAAUGGAUCAAGCCGCAGAAGCGUGGGAAGGAGUUAAGCCAGAAACACUUCAAAAAAGUUGGAAAAAAUUGUGGCCUAAUAUUCCUCAAGAAAACUAUAGACGAGAUGAAACAACUUCAAAUGAAGACACUGAUUUCAUUCAAGUUUUUCAAGAGUUGAAAGGUUGUGCCGAGGUAGAAGCAAAUGAUAUUUCUGAAUGGAUAAACGGUGACACUGAUGUUGGUCAUCAGGUUCUUAGUGAUGAUGAAAUUGUAAAUGCAUGUAUUGAAAACAUAGAAAUAGAAGUUGACAGUUCAGAAGAUGAAGAUGAUGGUACAGAUCAAUCAACGGGCCCAACACAUGGUGAAGCAACUGCAAUGCUGGAGCAGUUGAUGACUUCGAGAAACAAAGUGAAACAUCUUCUGCUGAGCUACUGA
Messenger RNA from Sipha flava (yellow sugarcane aphid), 927 nucleotides. Its product is annotated as jerky protein homolog-like. The transcript is spliced from 3 exons. Gene Ontology annotation, molecular function: DNA binding. Lineage: Eukaryota; Metazoa; Arthropoda; Insecta; Hemiptera; Aphididae. The coding region runs from base 1 to 927 and encodes 308 amino acids. Gene Ontology annotation, cellular component: nucleus. The record is from RefSeq and is a predicted model, not a curated record.